AAAACCUAGGUUUAAUGAACAUAGAAGCAAAGCUGAAAGCAGGUUGACGAGUUAGAAAACUUCUGCAAUAGUCCAAGUAAGAAGUGACCAGGAAUAAGAAGUAAUGGAAUAAUGAUAAAUGGCUGAAGAAGCAUAACAGUAAAUGAGUUGCUACACAGAACAAAAACUGAGUCAAAUGAUGGCAUAUCAACAAUGAAGACCAGAAUUGUCAAGAUAUCAAGAUUCAAGAAAUGGAAAUUACCAGAAACAAACAAAAAAUUAGAUACCUCUCGCAAAUGGACAUUUGAAGGUGCCAUUGUCAUAUUCUUGCAAGCAUGGAGACCUCAUCGAUGCUCUCCUCACUGAAUGAGGAGUGUAAAUCUGACAACUACAUUGAACCUCACUAUAAGGAAUGGUAUCGAGUGGCCGUUGAUACCCUGAUUGAACAUGGAUUAGAAGCAUACCAAGAAUUUCUUUCAAAGGAACGAGUUGCAGACUUCCUAGCUGAGGAGGAAAUCAAUUACAUUUUGAAAAAUGUUCAGAAGGUGGCACAAAGUGCAGCGCAUGGUACUGAUAAUUCCUAUGAUGAUACCUCAUCUUCAGGGACUUACUGGCCCAUUGAGUCUGAUGUGGAAGCUCCAAAUCUUGAUUUAGGCUGGCCAUAUGUUAUGCCUGGACUCUUAGGGGGCACCCAUAUAGAUCUCCUCUUUCAUCCGCCAAGAGCACACCUGCUUACAAUAAAGGAAACUAUUAGGAAGAUGAUAAAAGAAGCAAGAAAGGUCAUUGCUUUAGUGAUGGAUAUGUUUACAGAUGUGGACAUUUUCAAAGAAAUAGUGGAGGCAUCAACUCGGGGGAUAUCUGUAUAUAUUUUACUCGAUGAGUCCAAUUUUAAUCAUUUUCUAAAUAUGACUGAAAAGCAGAGUUGUCAAAUUCAACGUCUCAGGAAUAUUCGAGUGCGGACAGUAAAAGGUCAAGAUUAUCUUUCAAAAACUGGGGCAAAAUUCCAUGGAAAACUGGAACAGAAAUUUUUGUUAGUUGACUGCCAGAAAGUGAUGUAUGGCUCUUACAGCUACAUGUGGUCAUUUGAAAAAGCACACCUCAGCAUGGUCCAGAUAAUCACAGGGCAACUUGUUGAGUCCUUUGAUGAAGAAUUUAGAACCCUCUAUGCCAGAUCCUGUGUCCCCAGUUCAUUUGCUCAGGAGGAAUUGGCAAGGGUGAAACAUGGCAAGGCACUUUGGGAGAACGGCACCUACCAGCGAUCGGUUUCUUCACUAGCUUCUGUUUCCAGCCAAAGAAACCUCUUUGGCAGACAAGACAAAAUUCAUAAACUAGAUUCUAGUUACUUCAAAAACAGAGGGAUAUAUGCCCUAAAUGAACAUGACAAAUACAACAUAAGGAAUCAUGGAUACAAACCUCAUUUUAUUCCAAACUUUAAUGGUCCAAACACAAUCCGACAGUUUCAACCCAAUCAAAUAAAUGAAAAUUGGAAAAGACAUAGUUAUGCUGGGGAACAGCCAGAAACAACACCAUACCUGCUGCUUAAUAGGGCUCUGAAUCGAACCAAUAAUCCUCCUGGGAAUUGGAAGAGGCCUUCAGAUAGCCUCAGUGUGGCCUCCUCCUCACGGGGAGGCUAUACAGGCCACCAUGAUACACCCGCCCAGAGUUUUGCCAAUCGGCUUGCCCAGCGAAAGACAACGAAUCUUGCAGAAAGGAAUUCGAAUGUGCGGAGGUCUUUUAAUGGGACAGAUAAUCACAUUCGCUCUUUACAACAACGAAUGCCAACCCUGGAGCACACCACUAAAUCAUUCCUGCGCAACUGGAGAAUUGAAUCCUACUUAAAUGACAAUUCAGAAGGCACGCCUGAUUCAAAUGGCUCCGCUUUAGGUGACCGAUUUGAGGGCUAUGAUAGCUCUGAGAAUUUGAAAGCCAAUGCCAUUUAUACUCACUCUCGGCUUCGCUCCUCUUUUGUAUUUAAACCAACUCUACCUGAGCAGCAAGAAGUUAACAGUUGUACAACCAGCUCUUCCAAUUCAACUAUUGUUGAUUCCCAGGGAAGUGACACACCUCAAGAGAUCCCAGAUACCCCUCCAAGUGUACAGUAUUUGACAGAGAAACCUUUACCUGAAUCAAUCCCCAAGCUUCCAAUACAGUCAGAAGCACCAAAAAUGCAUACCUUGCAGGUUCCUGGAAACCAGUCACCAGUCGUAAACCAAACUACAAAUACCCAUGCAGAAUCAAACAACUAUAUAUAUACAACCCUGUGUGUAAAUAAGCAGGCAGAAAAUCUGAAGAAUCAACAAAAAGAGAAUCUUCUUAAAAGACGCAGCUUCCCAUUCUUUGACCAUUCAAAACCCAAUUUAGAUCAUGGAAAUAGUAAGCAUUAUGUAUAUAGUACACUUACCAGGAAUCGAGUUAGACAACCAGAAAAACCCAAAGAGGAUUUGCUAAAAAGUUCUAAAAGCAUGCACAAUGUGACCCAUAACGUGGAGGAGGAGGAGGGGGAGGAAGCCUCUAUCAAGAAAGAUGCUCCAAGUGGCACCACCACCAAAUCAAUUUCCAUGGCUGCUUUACUUGAUGUGAAUAAAGAGGAACCCAAUAAAGAACAUGCAUCAAAGAAGGAGGUAAAGGGUUCCCCAAGUUUUUUGAAAAAGGGAUCUCAGAAGUUAAGGUCAUUACUUAGCCUUACCCCAGAAAAGAAAGAAAAUCUAUCCAAAAACAAAGCACCUGCAUUUUAUAGAAUGUGCAGUAGUUCUGACACAUUAGUAUCUGAAGGUGAGGAGAAUCAAAAACUAAAGAAAUCAGAACCAAAAGCUGAUUCAUCUCCUAGAAGAAAGCGUUCUUCCUCAUCAAAUUCUCAAGGUAGCAUUCAUAAGAGUAAGGAAGAUGUAACAGUUGGCUCAAUUCAGGGGAUGAAUCCUCCAUCAGAUGAAAGUGGCAAAAUAAUACCUUCCCCAGGUCAAGUUGAAAGAAAGUUCUUGGAGAGGGCAGGAGAUGCCUCUGCCCCAAGAUUUAACACUGAACAGAUCCAAUACCGCGAUUCAAAGGAAGUGAAUGCACCUGUUGUUCCUGAAAGGAGAGCAACCUCUUCUCCAAGGCCAAAGCCCAGUGAGCUUCUACGAACUCAUUCAACUGACCGGCGUGUUUACAGUCGAUUUGAGCCAUUUUGUAAGAUGGAGAGCUCUAUGCAGCCAACAAGCAGCAUUCCAAAUACCAGUGUAAAUCGCCCAGAAAUAAAACCCACAACAAUGGGUAACAGUUAUGGCAGAUCCAGCCCAAUGCUUAAUUACAAUGCUGGUGUUUACCGCUCCUAUCAGCCAAAUGAAAACAAGUUUCGAGGAUUUAUGCAAAAGUUUGGAAACUUUAUCCACAAAAACAAAUGAAAUGCUGAAUGUAGCUAUGAAUAUUUGUCCAAAGAACACAGUGGAUAGUUGUUAUAACAUGUGCACAGGUUUCUGUAAUGGAAGAACUGUGGGUGUGACUUACAUGUUCACCAGCAUAGUAGUGUACAGCAGUUAUUGUUCUGUAUGAUAAAAUUAGUUGUGCUUAAUUACCCUAUAAAUGGACUUUCUCUGUAAAGACAUGAUUUUAAAAUCGUAAUGGUAGAAAACAAAUGUAAACUAAAUUGUUUUCUUCAAUCUGAAAACUCUUAAGUGUUUUAUUAGAAACUUGAGUGAACAGGUGGUACAUAGAUUUUGACCAUUCAUUCCAAAGUCUGUGUUUUUGAAAAAAGAACAUACUAUAAAAAGUGAGGCUUUAUGUCUUUAUGAUGUUUUCACAUAUUGAAAUAUAUAAGAAAAUGUGAUAAAGCCUUUUUUGUUUUUAAUUAACUUUAAAUUUACAGGAUAACUUGUCAUGUUUUUUAGCUUUACUGUGGAGCAGUGUACAAUUGUUUGGGAAAGAAUAGUAAUAUUUAAACUAUAUAGUUCACCACAGUUUUUGAUUUUGCUUAAGUGUUUGCAAAGUAUCAGCCUCAUGUGUACAACAAUACUCAUAGGAUCCUGUUUCUUAAUCUUUUAAAAACCAUCUUGGAGGUGCCUCUUUCCAGUUUGGAUCCAGGCAGGCUACACGCCCUGCUGCCCCCCCUCCCCCCGCCAAUUAACUAUCCAUCUUCUAUCAUCAUGAUUUAGUCAAUUUAUAGCAAGCCAGAAACCUAGACUAUAUAUCCUGCUUUUUCUAACAUAUAAAGACUUCAGAAAUAUAAUAUCCUGCCUAAAUUUUUAUUUUGGUUUAACAUAACAGUACUGAGAUGUUUUGCUUGAAAAAAAUAAUUGCUUUUUGAAAAAUGUGAGCCAAAUAUUAUAUGACAGCAUAGUGCUUUUACAAGAGUACCCUGCUGAAAGUGAGAACUAGGCCUAAUUUUUCCAUUACUGUAGGACCUGGUUGGUUUUUAAAACUUUCUAUAUCUUGAUUUGAUGAUGAUAUUCAGACUAAUGAUAUCCUUUGCCUCUCUUAAGUUAAUGAAAUCAAAGCUCCAUAUCCCUUGCAAACACUUACCUUGAUUUUUCUUUAUACACAGGUAUAGAAUUUGAGAAACAAUGGAUCAUGUCAGAAAUGUGAAGUGCUUUUCUGACACUUUAAAUGUAUCAUUUAACAUCUUCUAAGUCACUAUGAGGGACAUACAUUGUUUUAAAAAUGCAAGAUUCAGUCAAAUAUUAAUAUCUGUAACAUUAAAUUAAUUAAAAUAAUGACAGUAUUUAAACACAUGAAAAGAAACAUGACAGAAAAAAAUUGUGACAGUAGGAAAAAGAAAAGCUUAACAUGUAUUGAACACUUAACUAUAGACCAGGCCAUGAGCUAGAAGCUUGAGUUGACAUGACCAUAUUUUGUGGGUGACAUUUUCCCCAAUAUUUAUAUUCAUAGAUGAUUGGUUUGAUAGUUGAGACUCAGGGAGAUAAUGUCCCAAGUCACAUAACUAAUAAGCAAUGGCUCUGAACUGUCUGUCACAUUCCGUCACAGUCACUACCUCCCAGACGGUUCAGUGCCUGCCCUGCCCCACCUGGUAGGAUUAAAGCAAAGUUAUUUCCUGACUCAACAGUGAUCAACCAGGAGAGGUUAAGCUGAAUUUCACCAGAUAACAGGGACACACAAACCUUAAAUUAACUAUCAUAGGUGAGGUUGAGGGAUUAAAAUGAGAUUAAGUUCCGAAUAUAAUCUAAUGGGGCCAGUUUUAAUUGCUAGGAAGCCAUUGUCAUCUCCUGCCACCAGAAGACCUGUGACAGUGAGAGUACAGCCAAGGGAGCCAGAAGUGAGUUCUGACCUAUAGGCUGUGGGCUAGAGAAGGGUGAAUCCAGUCAGGAAGCUCAGUGUUAAAUACGCUGUCUCAUUAAAUAUUUACAAUGACCCUGUGAAGUAAGAAUCUCCUUUUACAGAAGACAAAAUGAGCUCUGGAGUGGUUACAUGACCUUUCGAGAGUCACAUAGCACUGAAUUGGCAGAACUGAGGUUUGAGCACAAAGCCUGUAUUUUUCAUCCUAUGCUGCACUAUACUUUGCUGGCCACUCCCCUGCUGUUCUUGAAGAACUCUUGUCUUUUGCUCUUUCUCCUUUUACAAAUCAUAGAAAUAUGCCAGUAACUGUACAGAAAUAGCAUUUUAUAAAUACAAAUCCAAAAUGUAUACUUAGUUUUAUAUCAUCCACAAAAGUAGGGUUUAAAUCUCCCAUAUAAUAAAGGAAAUUCCCAAGUACUGCAACAUGACUUUUUAUUGUUUUGGGAAAAUGAGUAUCAUCAACUUGAAAUUUUCAUACUCCCUAAGAAAUUAAUAGCAUAAAAAUAAAACUUUUCGAGUUUUCAUUUAUUACAGGAAAGGUAACCAAUUAUAUUUGCAGAAAACUUGAUUAAUAAUAACCUUUGGAAUAAGUAUUUCUUUGUAAAUCCGACAAAGGAUUCCAUGGCAAUGAGAGACAUAUUAAUUAUUUUGUUGGUUAAUUUUUAUAGUUACCUAGAGAUUGUAGAUCUUCAUGGGUUACUGUCAGGUCACUAAAAAGCAUUACAAUUGGAGCUCAGUGGGUGGAAGAGAUUAUUCAUUUUGCUCUUAGCAAAAUUUACUGUGGUAAUUCUGGAUCAUAGUUCUUCACCCACGUUCUAAAGUCCAGAACUUACAGUUCACCAAUCUAGAUGGACUUCAAUAUCUCUUCUAUUCUUUAUUGGUACUGGACUAGGCAUCUAUCAGAGAUAAGAGGAUAAUGAGCUAAUUGGCAUUAGGCAGCUAUGAGAUAAAAAGCCCUGAAGUUGAGUGCAGUGUGACUUUAAAACCUGAAAUGAUAUAGAAACCAAAACUUCCUGUUCAAACAACAGUCUGUUGCCAUUUUGUACAGCAACUUAUAUAAUUUCUGGAAACAAAUAGCUUUUAGGUACAUCCUUUUAAAUAGUUACUGAGCUCUUCCUCUUAGUGGAAUUGGGGAGUUUUUAGGAUGCUUUAUUCCAUCCACCUUGACAGGUAAUUUAGGGUUUUGCACAACAGAUUUAUUCUCCUUUGCCUUUUUUCUUUGAUUGUUUUCCUUCUAUUUUUCCCUCCAGAAAUACCUGUACGACAGAAUAUGUACAUAAUAACCUUCCAAAGUUUCUGAGCUGAUAAAUUCCCCAGGGUUAGGACAGAGCAAACACAUAAUACUUCAAAAAAAAAAUGAAUCAGUGUUUCAUUUUUUACUGACACUAGCCAAGUUUGUGUACAUAAUAAUUUCAAGCAAUACAGUUUCUCUUUUUCUCCCCCAUAUUAUUAUUAUUGGAAAGAUAAUAUCAUGUAGAUGUACUUUGAUAUUAAAGUUUGAUAAGGCAAUUUUUGAUUCCACAUAGUAUAUUAGUUUAUAAGCAGAAACUCAAGAAAAUGGGUAUGAUUUCAAACUAGUUGAUAGUUGGCUUCAGAAUAGAGUGAAUAACCCUGCAUCCUGAACACUUUAUGUCCCUCUAUUAUGAUGGAGAUGCUACAAUUCUGACAUGGUGUCUUGAGAUAUUGGGUACAUGUUGUCAGUCCACACUGAUAGAAGCACGAAUCUUGUUUAGCCAAGGCGUUUAGCCUAGUGCAAUCCAGAUAAACAAUAAAAGAGGUUGGUUUCUGGAUGUAUUCUAAUUUAGCUUUAUUCAAGACCUAUCCUUAUUCAACUAUUACUCCACAAAUAUUUUAUUUGGUAAAUAUCUGUUGAUUCUUAAUGUGCCUGUGGCUAGGGGAUAUAAAGUAGAACCAUUGUUUUAUGUUAAUUAAACUUGUGACUUAUUUGUGAUGUUGUUUUAAAAAUUAUCAUAAUAUUCAGUUUGGUUCUUUAAUUCUUAAAAUCCAAAAAGAGGAAAUAAUACACCAAAGAGUCUGUUUGUUAAAUUUUUAUAUACAUACAAUGUUACAAAGAAGUAUUCUUCCAAAUUUACUUUUGUUUU
This is a messenger RNA of Ictidomys tridecemlineatus (thirteen-lined ground squirrel), 7346 nucleotides long. Lineage: Eukaryota; Metazoa; Chordata; Mammalia; Rodentia; Sciuridae. The record is from RefSeq and is a predicted model, not a curated record.